AUGGAACUCAUGGGGCACUGCCUCAAGACAUUCUUUACCUUCGAAGGGACCACAUACGAGCAGAUCAAGGGCACGCCAAUGGGUUCACCAAUCUCCGGACUCAUUGCCGAGGCGGUUCUACAAAAACUCGAGAGACGACUAUUCGAGGAGUACAAACCCAAGUUUUGGGCACGCUACGUUGAUGACACCUUCGUAAUCAUAGACCAGGAUAAAAUCAACGACUAUGAGGAAGUACUGAACUCAAGCAUGCCCGAUCUACAGUUCACGAUGGAAGAGGAAGUAGAGGACAAACUUCCAUUCUUGGAUGUUCUCGUCUGCCGCCAACCAAAUGGCGAACUAGCGACGUUGGUCUACAGAAAACCGACGAACACGCUGCAAAUUCUCAGCUACAACAGCAACCACCCGCCACAACACAAACGAAGCUGUGUCCGCACGCUGUACCGACGGGUGGAAACUCAUUGCAGCACACCAGCCGCCAAACUGGAUGAGAUAAAGCUCCUCCGAGAACUUUUGAGAGCCAAUGGCUAUCCGCGGGCAUUCAUUGAACGAAGCCGGAGGCAGCCAAAGAAACGGAACGAAGAGCAUAGUCAGCCAAACGUGUGGCGGAGCAUUCCGUACAUUAAAGGGGUCUCCGAAGUCGUGGCUCGAUCACUCGCGCCACUCGGAAUAGGUGUUGCCCACAUGCCUGACUCAACAAUCCGCCGGCAAGUGAUGCGGCCAAAAGAUCCAAUCCCUAAGCAGGAGAUGUCGGCCGUUGUCUACCGACUUCAAUGCAGCUGCGGAAGUUGCAACUACGUUGGGGAAACCGGCCGACGGCUGCAAAUGCGAAUGCAUGAGCAUAAGUUGGCCGUGCGAAGGUUGGACCCAAAGUCGGAGGUAGCAACCCAUGCCGCGCAAAUAGGACACAUCUUCCACUUUGACGCCGUUGAGAUUGUGGGCCGGGGCAGCGAUCACACAGCAAGGCAAGUGCAAGAAGCCUGGAUGUCCACCGACCGCUCUGUCAACCGCCACAUCAAUUUGCCUCCCCCCUUUCUGACUUUACGAACCUUCUAA
Molecule: messenger RNA, 1053 nt
Organism: Spirometra erinaceieuropaei
Lineage: Eukaryota; Metazoa; Platyhelminthes; Cestoda; Diphyllobothriidea; Diphyllobothriidae
Source: the annotation of a GenBank genome assembly